AGCACAGGACAACACAGGAUGCUUUCCCUCACCAACGUCGGUUUCGUGCGGUGGGCAACGACGCCGCUGAUGGUAGCGGGAGCCCGCCUGCUGCACACGGCCACGCUUGAUCUGGCCGCACGCAAGGGCACGCGAGAAAAGGCCCGCAAGGCGAAGGUAAAGAAGGUGGUGGAAAAGGUUGGCUUCAUCCGGCACGAUCUGCGGAAAAAGGGAAAACUCAACCUGAAUGUAGCGAACAAACACAUCGACGACAGCUGGAAGCAGGAGCCGAAGGACGAUUGCUGGGUCAGCAAGUACUACAAAUGGCGCGUGUACACGGUGGAGGAAGCGAUCCAGUGCCACCGGGAAACGCACCAUCCGACCGUGUACAACCUCCCAAAUGCGCCGCUGUACGCGCACGUCGAGCUAAACAUGCAGGCCGAAAAGGUGACCCGCUUCGUGGACAACUUCCAGCGCAUGGUGGCGAUACCGCACCGGUUCGAGCACGGUGAAAACCGCAACAUCAUCGUGUUCGCGAAGGGCCAGGAUCCGCUGAAGGAAGCGAAGGAUGCGGGCGCUACGCUGGUCGGCGGGAUGGAGCUGAUCAAGGAAAUCCAGAACGGCGAUCUGCAGCUGUCGGAGUAUCCGUUCGUGCUGGCCCAUCCCAACAUUCUGCCCGAGCUGGUCGUGAUACGGGGGCUGCUGAAGAAGAACAAGUUCCCAAACCCACGGUCCGGCACGCUCGGUGUGAAUUUGGCGGAAAUGAUCCAAAAGUACGCCCAUGGCAUCAACUACAGUGCGGCGAAGGAUGAGCAGCAGAAGGACUUUGGCUCGAUCGUUGCCUGCAUCGGAACGCUACAAAUGGAAGCGAAACACCUGGAAAGCAACCUUACCGCCCUGCUGCAGGACGUGAACUCGAUGCGACCGAAGCGCGAAGGCCGGUUCGUCACGCGGGUGCUGCUGAAAAGUCCACCGUCGGGUGAAAACCUUAAGAUUAACCCGUUCCUGUACAUCCCGGAGGAGGGCGUGUUCAGCAAACGGUCAGCGAAAACGACCGACGCGGCUGCCAGCGAGGAGGAGGACGCGGAGCAGGAGGAAGAGCAGCGGAGUGCGGCGUCCGGAGGAGUCUGAGCGGUGUGUGAAGCGAUGCCAUACUGGUUGCUGCAAUACACGGUGUUAGGAAAAUAGAAUAAAAAUGGAACUUGUUCCACACAAACACAAACACA
Messenger RNA from Anopheles gambiae (African malaria mosquito), 1205 nucleotides. It is a transcript of the gene mRpL1, whose product is annotated as large ribosomal subunit protein uL1m. Lineage: Eukaryota; Metazoa; Arthropoda; Insecta; Diptera; Culicidae. The coding region runs from base 19 to 1110 and encodes 363 amino acids. The transcript is spliced from 3 exons. The record is from RefSeq and is a predicted model, not a curated record.